AUGUCACACGAGAGGGAAGCACCGUCGGAUGAGCUUUGUAGGCUGGUUAAGGAAGCCGAGCAAAGGAAGCUAGCUCUAGUUAUAGGCUCCGAUGCUAACUCUCAUCACACUACCUGGGGGAGCUCCGACACAAACCAUAGAGACGAUCUGACAGUGGUGGCGCUGGAGGGCUGCAAGGAUGAGACGCUACUCUUUGGGUCCUGCUAUAUGCCACAUGAUGGAGAAGCACCACAGACGGAACUUCGGAAGCUGGUAGAAACAGCUGCCAGUAAGAAGCACGCUCUGGUGGUAGGAACGGACGCAAACGCACAUCACCCGGUCUGGGGAAGUGCAGAUAUAAACGACCGAGGUGAGUCACUAUUUACCUAUAUUCUUCAAAGUAGCCUAGAAAUAGCUAAUAGAGGUGAAGAACUAACAUAUGUGGGACCAACCUCGAAGAAUGUACUCGAUUUAACACUCUACACAAGCAGGCAUGUUAUGGUUCAGGAAUGGGAAGUGUUGAGUACGCCCUCAUUCUCUGAUCACAGAUACAUAAGCUUUCGGGCAAUAAGUGGUACCCGAUGGUUCGAAGGUACCGAAGAGUACAGCUUAAUAGUAAGAAAUGCAUUCAACACCGUAAACUGGGCCAAAAUACUGGACUCACUGGACGAGAUCGGAGUAUCCCCCUACCUGCGAGCAAUGAUACGAAGCUACUUCGAAGACCUCGUACUGGAUUACGACACAGCAGUAGGCAGAAAGAGUUAUAAGGUUUCAGGCGGGGUCCCUCAAGAUUCAGUCCUUGGACCACUGCUCUGGAACAACAUGUACGAUGGUGUUUUACGCCUCAAUAUACCCAAUGGUGCCAACAUUAUCGGAUUUGUGGACGAUGUCUCAGUAGUUAUUACAACGAAAAAGCAAAUCGGACAAUAA
Messenger RNA from Anastrepha obliqua, 909 nucleotides. RefSeq lists its product as uncharacterized. The transcript is spliced from 3 exons. Gene Ontology annotation, molecular function: catalytic activity. The record is from RefSeq and is a predicted model, not a curated record. NCBI's taxonomy places the organism in Eukaryota, Metazoa, Arthropoda, Insecta, Diptera, Tephritidae. Bases 1 to 909 code for a protein of 302 amino acids.